CGGCGGAGCGGGCGGCCGCGGGCGCCGCCGCCUCCUCCUCCAUGGCUGUUUACCCGGCUGCAUUGUGGGAGUUUGACCUCCGCCGCCGCCAACCGCCGCCUCAGCUUGCGCCGCCGCCGCCGCCGCGCACGCCAUGGGAGCCGUGACUGACGGAUAACUAGAUGUAGUUGGAUUGGUAUGCCAGGUGGAGAACUACUUGUGCAAAGGCCACAAAGCAUUGGAAGAACUCAAAGAUGAUAACGACUGUUGAUACUGUGAGGAAGACAAAUAAUACACGUCAGGAAAUUCAAGAAGAAAUGCACCAAGCGACAAGUGAAAACCUUCCCCUCUUCACCUUCCACUGCUAAUCCCACUCCCCAGAGUUUGGAUCCAGAGUGUUUAGGAACACCAAGAAAAAGCCAGUGGUGUGUUUGUGUGCCUGCAGAAUUUCUUGCUAAACUGCCUUCAGAAAGGAAAUGCUGAUCCUCACUGUUAGAUCACAGAAUUGCUAUUUCUUGAAAGCAGACGAAGUCAUACGGAAGCGUCUCCUAAUUGAUGGAGAUGGCGCUGGAGAUGAUCGGAGAAUUAAUCUGCUAGUGAAAAGUUUCAUUAAAUGGUGCAACUCUGGAUCCCAGGAAGAGGGCUACAGCCAGUACCAACGUAUGCUGAGCACACUGUCCCAAUGUGAAUUUUCAAUGGGCAAAACUUUGCUGGUGUAUGAUAUGAAUCUCAGAGAAAUGGAAAAUUAUGAAAAAAUUUACAAAGAAAUAGAAUGUAGCAUUGCUGGAGCACAUGAAAAAAUUGCUGAGUGCAAAAAGCAAAUUCUUCAAGCAAAACGAAUACGAAAAAAUCGCCAAGAAUAUGAUGCAUUGGCAAAAGUGAUCCAGCGUCAUCCAGACAGGCAUGAGACAUUAAAGGAACUAGAGGCUCUGGGAAAAGAAUUAGAGCACCUUUCACAUAUUAAAGAAAGUGUUGAAGAUAAGCUAGAAUUGAGAAGGAAACAGUUUCAUGUUCUUCUUAGUACCAUCCAUGAACUUCAGCAAACACUGGAAAAUGAUGAAAAGCUCUCAGAGGUAGAAGAAGCUCAAGAAACAAGCAUGGAAACUGAUCCUAAACCAUAGACCAACUAAUCACUCACCAUUCCCAAGAAUAUUGAAGUAGCAACAUGAUCUUAGUGUGUUCAGAAUUUGUUGUGCUCUUGAGACAUUUAAAGUUUUGGCAGUGAACUACCUUGCUUUUAAAUUUUAAUGCACAGUUCAUUCAUAUUUCUUCACACAAAGGGAGAUGACUUCAUUAUAUAUUUGUUUUUAUUGAAAUGCCUUUUUUAUACUUAAAAGAUAGGAAGCAACAUCCAAAAAUGUUUAAUGAAAUAUUUUCAAGCCAGAUAUGUUAGUGCUCAUUGGUAUUCUAGGUAGUUUUUAACUGGUAACAUUGAUUUGCUCACAAAAUAAGUGGAAGAUAGUGAGAAGGUGGCAUUUCUAGGAUGUACCUGAGAAAAUUAGUCAAUUUCUGGAAAUCGUUACCACUUUUGAAAAUGAAGUCCAUGAAUAGGCUCUCAGGAGGGCUGUGAACUUAUGAAAUUAUGUACAAAAUGUUUGUGGUGUAUGCUUAUUGUGGGAGAGGUUCCAUGAUAUUAAGAAUCACUGAUAUCAGAGGUAAUUACAAGAUGCAAAGUAAAUCAAUAUGCAUUACUUUCUAGAUCUCUGUCCUUAAUACUUGAGCAAUGUGGUUGUUAAAUGUUUUGUUGAAAUGUUUUCUCUCUAUCGUUUUGUUCUGUAGGAGUCAUUUUCAAGAGUCUUGCAAAAAGGAUUUCAUGAUCUUUUUAAAAAAUUAAGCCAGGUCUGAAUCACUUAUAAUUGUCUUACGUAUUGAAUUACAUGUCUAAUACUUAUUAGGGUCUAUCCUUAUCCAUUUAUUUUAGUUCAGAAACAUGGCAUUUUGCAUGAAUCAUACCUUAAUAAUGCUACAUUUUUGUAAUUUUGAUACAAACUCGUAUCUUUAAAAAUGAAAGUUUAAAGUUAGCUCAAUAGUAGUCACAGUGAAAGUGUCAAAAUACUUUUAAGUGCUUCCUCUAAUUUCAUCUGGCAAAUUUCAUGGGAGAAAUUUCUUUGCAGAAAUGCUAUAACCUGAUAAAUAUUUCUAUUUUCCAUUAUUAGAAAGAAUUAUGAAGCAAAAAUUUGCUUAUAUUGACUCAGAAUUAAAAAUCAAUUUUUCCAAAAGGAUAUUUUUUUAAGGACUGUUGGGCAGAAUAUUUUUACCACCGACCCCACCCCCCUUAACCCCCCGCUGCCACCACUGAUUAAGAGAAACUUAUUCAGGAUUAUGUACCAAAAGAUAAGAACUCCUAUGAACAUAACUUUUGUGCAGUCAGAAACAAAAUCAGAAGCAGCACCAAGUACAUGGGAAACACACGUUUUUCAAUUUAUACUUCCUCAUGGUUCUCUUGGAUAUCCUCUGGAACUGCUUGGAAGACUGAAGGAUUUCAUCCCCUAGAAACUCACACUGUUGAAGCUCAGCGUGUCUUUGGGCCAAUAGCUUCAUGGAUUUAUCUGUCACUGUUUCUAUGAGGUCAUCCACCUAUGACAGCCAGAUACAAAGAAAUGAAACCAUGUGCUAGAAAGCCUUGUCCACAUCCAAAGGAGGCCUGUUUUUCCUGAGAGAUAAGUUCAGGAAUUGUUGGACGUUUACAAGUCCCAAAGUAUUAAUCUAAUUCAAGUCAUAGCAAACAGAGCUUGAAAACAUACAUUUACCACCCAGUGGUAAAGAGGAUCUCAUUUCUUCUCAAAAGAAGCCCAUGUGUGUGCCUUCAUUUUAAUUGAAUUCACUUAAUAUUUAUUAGGCACACAGCACCAUCCUCGGUGCCCUCAGCAAUCCUGUAGCCACUCUUGAAUGCCCCCCACUAACAUGAUUCCUUCAUGCUAAUCAUUAGUUUCAUCCCACAUCCACGCUGUCUAGCAGGGCUGUGCAUUCAGUUAAGCCUGGCCCUCUGAUGCUUUUGAAACACCAAAGUAAAAGCCUUUGUCCACUACCUGCAUUUGAAGCUUUCCUACUGUCAAAUCUGAUUUUCGGAGGAUGUUUUCCGUGCUAUGUUUCUUUUUUUUAAAUGCUGGAAAGUGUGAUCUCUUUUUUGAGGAAUACGGAACCUAUCAUAAAAAUGCAAAAAUACAUCAGAUUAAGAAGUGCCAA
Messenger RNA from Eubalaena glacialis (North Atlantic right whale), 3165 nucleotides. RefSeq names its product THO complex subunit 7 (gene THOC7). The coding region runs from base 456 to 1100 and encodes 214 amino acids. Gene Ontology annotation, biological process: mRNA export from nucleus; mRNA processing. Gene Ontology annotation, cellular component: THO complex part of transcription export complex. Lineage: Eukaryota; Metazoa; Chordata; Mammalia; Artiodactyla; Balaenidae. The record is from RefSeq and is a predicted model, not a curated record. The transcript is spliced from 11 exons.